CCCGGCUGCAACUGCAGAAGGCGAUGAAGAGGUCGGAGCCGUUGGCUGCUCUCCGCCGGGAAGAGGCGUCCUGCUCCUCCUGGGGAGCUUGCAGUGCAAGUAAAAAUUUACCUACCAUGUCUACAGAAUCUGUGGAAAUCGAUGAUGGAUUAUACAGUCGACAGAGAUAUGUUCUUGGUGACACAGCAAUGCAGAAGAUGGCCAAGUCCCAUGUCUUCUUAAGUGGUAUGGGUGGUCUUGGAGUAGAAAUUGCAAAGAAUCUUGUUCUUGCAGGGAUUAAAGCACUGACAGUUCAUGAUACAAAAAAAUGCCAAGCAUGGGAUCUAGGGACCAAUUUCUUUCUGUGUGAAGAUGAUGUUGUUAAUGAGAGAAACAGGGCUGAAGCUGUACUUCGUCAUAUUGCAGAACUAAAUCCAUAUGUUCAUGUCUCAUCAUCCUCUGCCCCUUUUGAUGAAACCACAGACCUCUCCUUCUUAGAAAAAUACCAGUGCAUAGUAUUGACUGAGAUGAAACUGACAUUACAAAAGAAGAUCAAUGACUUUUGCCGUUCUCACUGCCCUCCCAUUAAGUUUAUUAGUGCAGAUGUACAUGGAAUUUGGUCCAGGUUGUUUUGUGAUUUUGGUGAGGAAUUUGAAGUUUCAGAUACAACAGGAGAAGAACCAAAGGAAAUUUUCAUUUCAAACAUAACGCAAGCUAAUCCAGGCAUUGUCACGUGCCUUGAAAAUCAUCCUCACAAGCUUGAGACGGGACAGUUCCUAACAUUUCGAGAAAUUAAUGGAAUGACAGGUUUAAAUGGAUCUGUACAACAGAUAACUGUGGUGUCACCGUUUUCCUUCAGCAUUGGUGAUACUACAGAACUGGAUCCAUAUUUACAUGGAGGCAUAGCUGUGCAAGUGAAGACUCCUAAAACAUUUUGCUUUGAAUCCCUGGAGAGGCAGAUCAAACAUCCCAAGUGCCUUAUUGCAGAUUUUAGCAAACCUGAGGCACCUUUACAGAUUCAUGCCGCUAUGCUUGCCUUGGACCAGUUUCAGGAAAACUACAAUCGUAAGCCAAAUAUCAGAUGUCGGCAAGAUUCAGAUGAACUGUUGAAACUAACAAUAUCUAUAAGUGAGACACUGGACGAGAGGCCUGAAGUGAAUCAUGACAUUGUGCACUGGCUCUCGUGGACUGCUCAAGGCUGUUUACCCCCACUUGCUGCGGCAGUGGGGGGUGUUGCCAGCCAAGAAGUAUUAAAAGCUGUGACAGGGAAGUUUUCUCCUUUGUGCCAAUGGUUGUAUCUUGAAGCCGCAGAUACUGUCGAAUCCCUACACAGUCCUGUUCGUGAAGAGUUCCUCCCACGAGGAGAUAGAUAUGAUGCCUUGCGAGCCUGCAUUGGAGAUACAUUAUGUCAGAAGCUUCACAAUCUGAGUGUCUUCCUAGUAGGAUGUGGUGCCAUAGGCUGCGAAAUGUUAAAAAAUUUCGCCUUACUGGGUGUUGGUACAAGCAGAGAGGAAGGAUUGGUUACAGUUACAGAUCCUGAUUUGAUAGAAAAAUCCAACCUAAACAGACAGUUCCUGUUUCGUCCUCAUCACAUACAGAAACCUAAAAGCUAUACUGCUGCUGAAGCAACUCUGAAAAUAAAUCCUCAAUUAAAAAUAGAUGCACACCUGAACAAAGUUUGUCCUGCCACUGAGAUUAUAUACAGUGAUGAAUUUUACACUAAGCAAGAUAUCAUUAUUACAGCACUAGAUAAUGUGGAAGCCAGGAGAUAUGUAGACAGCCGUUGCUUAGCAAAUCUCCGGCCUCUCCUAGAUUCUGGAACAAUGGGCACAAAGGGACACACUGAAAUUAUUGUACCUCAAUUGACUGAAUCCUAUAAUAGUCACCGGGACCCCCCAGAAGAGGAAAUACCAUUUUGUACUCUGAAGUCCUUUCCAGCUGCUAUUGAACAUACUAUCCAGUGGGCAAGAGACAAGUUUGAAAGUUCCUUUUCCCACAAGCCUUCAUUGUUUAACAAAUUUUGGCAAGCCUAUCCUUCUGCAGAAGAAGUCUUACAGAAAUUGCAAAAUGGACAGAGUUUAGAAGGUUGUUUUCAAGCUAUUAAGCUACUUAGCAGAAGACCUAGAAAUUGGUCCCAGUGUGUAGAAUUAGCAAGACUGAAGUUUGAAAAGUAUUUUAACCAUAAGGCUCUACAACUUCUUCACUGUUUUCCUCUUGACACACGAUUAAAAGAUGGCAGUUUAUUUUGGCAGUCACCAAAAAGGCCACCUUCUCCAAUAAAAUUUGAUUUAAACGAAACUUUGCAUCUCAGUUUUCUUCAGAAUGCUGCAAAACUAUAUGCUACAGUAUAUUGCAUUCCAUUUUCAGAAAAGGAUUUAUCAGUGGAUACCCUCAUGGAUAUUCUUUCAGAAGUUAAAAUUCAGGAAUUCAAACCUUCCAACAAGGUUGUUCAAACAGACGAAACUGCAAGGAAGCCAGACCAUGUUUCCAUCUCCAGUGAAGAUGAGAGGAAUGCUAUUUUCCAGCUAGAAAAGGCCGUUUCAUCUAACAAAGCCAACAAAAGUGACCUUCAGAUGGCAGUGGUUUCAUUUGAAAAAGAUGAUGACAGUAAUGGACACAUAGAUUUCAUCACAGCUGCAUCCAACCUUCGAGCCAAAAUGUAUAGCAUUGAACCAGCUGACCGGUUUAAAACUAAGCGCAUUGCUGGUAAAAUUAUCCCUGCUAUAGCAACAUCUACUGCUGCAGUUUCUGGCUUGGUUGCCUUGGAGAUGAUCAAAGUAGCUGGUGGUUAUCCCUUUGAAGCUUACAGAAACUGUUUCCUUAAUUUAGCCAUUCCAAUAAUAGUGUUUACAGAAACAUCUGAAGUAAGAAAAACUGAAAUCAGAAAUGGAAUAUCAUUUACGAUUUGGGACAGAUGGACUGUUCACGGAAAAGAAGAUUUUACCCUCUCAGAUUUCAUAAACGCUGUCAAAGAGAAAUAUGGAAUUGAGCCAACGAUGGUGGUACAGGGAGUCAAAAUGCUUUAUGUUCCUGUAAUGCCGGGUCACGCAAAGAGGUUAAAGUUAACAAUGCACAAACUUGUGAAACCUUCCACUGAGAAGAAAUACGUAGAUCUUACUGUGUCAUUUGCCCCAGACACUGAUGGAGAUGAAGAUUUGCCAGGACCUCCAGUAAGAUACUACUUCACCCAUGACACGGAUGAAUAGAAGCUGUCGGAGUUACUCCAGGACUACUGUAUUUUGGAAAGUGUACUUAAUUCAGAAGCUAAAAUAAUCAGCUCGAUGCUGUGUAUUUCUUUUGCCUUAAUUUAAGGGAAACAUCAGCAGGAAACAUAUCUACAUUGAAGAAUUAAAAAACAUUUUGGAGCAUAGUACACAUCUGUUGCUUUGUGUGGCUAUGAUCACAGCUACUUCGAACUGGAAUACCAUUUUCUAAUGCUUAAAAGUUUGUAUAUUAAGCCCUGUGGAUGAAAAGGAACAAAGAAAGCAUUUAUCUAUGACCAGAAGAAAUAAAGAUGAAGAAAUAGAAAAUAGUAAAUCCCAGCCAUUAAAAAAGCUAAAUCCUGUUUUAAGGCUUUUUUUUUUUUUUUUUUUUGGUGUUUGAUACCCAUUUUCCAAUAUGAAUAGUGUCAUACUGUACCUCUGACAUAAUUAGGCUUUGAAAAUUCCAUAGCUCUGGAGGGAGCGGGAUGGUAGAGAUGGACGAAGAGUAGAGAUUACAGUUGUGUGGCUACAGUUAGUGUCCUGCUUCCUCUGCCAUCAGUUUGUUGUGUUACUUCCUCCCGUACAUAUUUGCUGAUAUGGUCAGUGUUAUGAGCCAUGAGGUGAUGGCGUGUUAACGUGGACUAAAUGUUAGCAGUAUUAUAUGCACUCAACAACUGUCAGAAAAUCCAUGAAUGUGAGCAGAUAAAUAUGGCUAAUCAUUUGAUUGUUAAUAUGCCUUUAUUUUAUUUAUCUGGAACUCUAAACUAGUCAGAGUAUAUAAGACUGAAAUUUUUAUAAAGGGACUAUCCUUAGAAAUAGAUGGAUAUAAAAUUAAUGCUAGUAGAGUUGUCUUUUUUCCUUCCAUCAAUAUUGUGGAGAAAAAAAAGUGUUUGUUUGUUUGUUUUAAGGAAACAUGUCAUUUUACUCUUCAUUCUCAAAAGGGGAAUUGACAAAGAGAAAUUAUAUUUUUUUAAGUUUUUCUUCAUUGAGAGGAAUGCUCUAUUUCCUAAUAUGAACAAUUGCAAUUAAUAAUAUGAUUGUGUUCAUUAAAAGGUACAAACAACUUGGCUGUAAAAUCAGUGAAAACAGCAAGCAAAUGACUCUUUUUUACAAGGGUUAGCACGCAUUCUAAACAUCAGGCGCUUACAGCCUCUGAAAGUCACUUGCCUGGAGCCCCUGCUCUUAGAGUUCAGACCAUUAGUAGCUACUUUGAUGGAUUCAAAUUUAGAUUACAUCAGUAUCACUCCAGCUCCCGGCAUCUCUUUACCCCCUGUACUUACUUUCCAUUUACAGAUAAUUUAAAAUCCUGUGUUAACCCAGCUUUGCUCUCCUCCUCUUAUUGACGGGUCCAGUUGGAAAAUGAGUGAGUUUGUGUAACAGGUAUUCUGUUCAUCGAGAGAUGGAGAAAAGUGGCAGGGUCCAUCUUAAAUGGCUACAUAUGAAAUAAAUACUGUUUCGUCAUCCUGUGCUCUUCCGUUGUGCAUAUUCCUAGUAUAAUGUUCAAAAUUAGUGUCAUAUAAAAUUGAUACAGGAACAUCAAAGGCUCUGUGGCUUAGAACUUAAAAGGUUAGGAAUAAUAAAAGGAGCUUUUUCUUUAAAAAAAAUGCCCCUUUUCCCUAGUUUUUACUUGUCUUCUGUUCUUUGGUAGUGAUGUAUUUUCUAGGUAACCAUUCAGCAGUCCUCAAACAUGAACCAGUAGCUUGCCUGUGUUUUCCUAGGUCUCCACAUCUCCUUAGAAGAAAACAGGAACCAUGCUUGGUAGAGUGCUUCAGUAAAUAAACUCAACUGGGAUUGAUUGGGCUUGUUGGCAGUUAAACUACAUCCUUUUUGUCAUUUGUUUUUCCGUUUUGUUUUGGUUUUCUGUAGGUAAUGAUUUUUACUAUCCAAAAUAUUACUAAACUGGAAAGCGACAGUGAAGUUAAUGACAACCUUUUUAAUUGUUUUAUUUUAUACUUUAAGAUUAUUGUUACUGUAAUAUAGCUGUUGAAUACUAGUGUGCAAACUAGGUACAAAAAACGAAAUAUGCUACUCCAUUCGGUUACAUGCAUGCAUGCAUGCAUACAUACAUGCAUACAUAUCCUAAAACUAAGUCUAGGAAAUUUUAGAAUAUUGUCAUAAACCGUGUUCUGUGGUUCAUUGCAAAGAAUUUAACUACACAUCUUAUUCUGUGGUUAGCACUGCUUCUGUUUCCUCAUUUCUGUGCUUUGCAAGCAAACUAGUUUGGGACAUAUAAGUCAAAGGGACAGUGUGCUUAACAAGCUCAAAGCCCUAACUUUUAAUCACCAGGAACAGAAGUAAAUGAGAAAGCCAGGCAGAAAUAGACUCCAUGAGAAGGGGUUUCAAAGUCGGUUCCUUAUAGGAUUUGAAGUAUUGUAUCUUAAGUUCCUUACACAUUGUUAUAGAAGUAGAACUUGAUAAAAUAAAUAAAUUAUUUUUAUAGUUUAUCUUUCAUGGCACAUUGUUGGAACAGCGUCAGAGUACAAAACUACAGCCAUAGCUAAGAUUGUCUGUAGCUCUACCGCAGAAUACGUGCCUAGCAUACGCAAGACUCUGGGUGUGAGUCCCAACUCAGAAACAGAAAUCGGAAAGUUUAGAUCUAGGGAGUCAGAUAAAGAAUCAGCAGGCCGUGUGUGUGCUUUUCUCUUGCUGUAUCUCGAAAGCUUGUUUGUGUUUGUGGGUGUAGAUUAUGUAUGUCUAUGCUCCGCAUGUGUGCAAUGUUCCUGAAGCCAGAAAGGGCAUGGAUCCCGAGACGAGUUAAGACGGUUGUGACGCACCAGGUUCUCUGGAAGGGCAGCCAGUUAUCUUAACCACUGAACCAUUACUCCAUCUGCAAAAGCUUCUUGUCAUAAUUGAGAAAUGCCUGUUGAAAGUAUAUAAAGUGUGAAUAUACAGUUUAAGGAAUAAUUUAAAAUAUUUAACCAAUAUUGAAAUUAAUAGAUCACUGAUAUCAGAAACCUUCCUAAUCCCUCCCCAGUCACAGAUAUCUUAAACCCCUGGUAGUUACUAUUGUCCUAUUCUUUGUUUUAGCUGUUUCCUUGUUCUUGUGGUAUUACCCCCUCUGUGUGUAUACCUAAACAGAGCAGUGUAGUUCUGCCUGCUUCUGAGCUGUAUGUAAGGAAUCGUUGCAUUUUUCUAUGUCUUUCAUUUGCUGUGGCUUAUCCAUGCUCAUUGUAGCCAUAUUUACCAUUGCUGAUAGUUUAUCUUUGCAUUAAUAUACCAGUUUAUGUUGUAUUGACUGUGAAUGAUAAAGAUGUAUUUAGUUCAGGAUAAGUACAGUUCUAUAAUAAAUGUAUUUUGUUUCUCUUCCAGUGCAAAUAAGAUGGCUAGGAUCAAACUUGCUUGAUUGUAGAUACUUUUUAAUAUUUUAGUUUUGAAAGUAAAACCUAAUUAUGUCAUUUUCCCCUUCCAUUUCAUCCUUUCAACCCUUCCCACGCACCAUCCCCUUGCUGUCACACUCGCUUUCUCCAUACUGAGGUCAGUUCGGAUGGGUUUUGCUUUUGUAUUUUGACAAUUGUAGAUAUGCAAUGGUAUUUCAUUGACUGGUUCCUCUGUUCUCUUAUUAUGGGUGUUACCUUUUUUACGUGGCCAUUUCCACUUCCUUUUUAAAAGUGUGUUGUCAGAUCUGCUACAUAUCUUCCUUUUGUGUUGACAGUGCUUUUCCUCAUUGGUACAUGAAAGAUCUUUAUAAACCCUGUUUUUAUUGUCUGUAUAGUUCUAAAUACUUCUGUUCUGUAGCUAAAGGUUAGAUACCUAACAGGACUAGUCUUUCGUUUCACAAUACCUCGUCGACAGCCUGGGAGGUCUCCUAAGAUCCCCCUCUUGUCUCCUAAGCACUUUAGUUUUGCCUCUCAGGAUUAAGUUGUAAUUCGUGAGGAGUUGACUCUGAACAUCAUGGCUAAUACUAGAUCAGUAGUAUUUAGGUAAAGUUUGUUUUCCUUCUCUGGUUCUGCCAAGGUAGCAUUGCACUAGAAAAUGUGUAUGUAUCCUACUGAACCUUCAUUUCUUUCCUUUUCUGUCCUAAUGGUAAUAUGCUGUCUCCAUCACUGUAGCUGAUAAUAUGUUUAUAUUUGACAAAAUUCAUCCUUCCAACUUUUUCUGUUAAAGUGUCUUGGUUCUUCUUAGCCCUUUGAUUUUCUUUUCUCAGAUUUCUUCAUAAACUUACAAACUGGUCACUCUGGCACUUUUCACUUUUCUUUCCCUCAAAAAAUGUUAAUCUCUCAUUUAUGUGUGGUAUGUUUCCACGUGUGUGCACACCUUGUGUUUAUGUAUACCAUGUACACAUGUGUGCAGUCCAUGUGUAUGCAGGUGCCUGUAGAGGCCAGGAGGCAGCAGAUACCCUAGAUCUGGAGUUAGAACGUUUGUGAGUUGCCCAAGAGUGGAUACUGUGAGUGAGAUCCUCCCCAAAAACAGCAAGUACCCUUACCCCUGAGCCAUGGCUCCAGCCCAGACCAUGUAGUCUGCCUAAUUAAAGAAUCUAAAGCCUUCUUCUGUCUGUUACCUGACUUUUGUUUCUUCUGUUCUUUCUCUGUACCCAGUAUCCUUUUAAUGCUUGCCAGUAUUUUACUUGAAAUUGUGAAGAAAUUACUUAAUAGGAUAAUAUUUUCCUAUUAAGACAUGUUUUUGCUUCUGCCUGGAGACUUGUAACCUAAACUCACCUUGAUGGAAUUUCGGGCCCUCAGAUUUCUUAGCCAUACUAGUGUGAUUCAAGGUAGAACUUUUGACUACUGUUCUCUUAUUUCUUGUCUGCCCUUACCCUUAAAGUUCAUCUCUUCCAAGUUCCAAAUGUGGUUUGCAGUUACCAGGGUCCUCAUCUCUUGACUGAUCCUAAAAAUCAGAUAAUUUUUUUUUCUUAACCAAGAUCUAGAUGAACUAAACGCAAAAUAUAAAGAUUACUGCAAAAGCCAUAUGUUUGGCUGGGCAGUGGUGGUGUACGCCUUUAAUCCCAGCACUCGGGAGGCAGAGGCAGGCGGAUCUCUGGGAGUUCGAGGCCAGCCUGGUCUACAAGAGCUAGUUCCGGGACGGGCACCAAAGCUACAGAGAAACCCUGUCUCGAAAAAAAGCCAUAUGUUUGGAAAAUAUUGAUGAUUUAAAAACUCGAGUUUAAAAAAAUCCUAACGAGCAAGGAUCAUUGAGCUGCAACACUGCCACCCUAACCCACAUUUGGCUCGUGUUCCAUGGGCCCCCAAAGAGCUCAUGUCUGGAAAGAGCCCAAGUUUCUGUGCUGUUACUUUUAGCAGGCUUUGAAAGGUGAUUAGGUUAAAGGAGGUCAGCCAUAGUACCAGUAACCACAAAGGUGGACGUGACCUGACUAAAAAUGUUUUUUCUGGCUCACACUGGAGGCCCAGGCCAGACUGAGACCCAGGAAGAAGUCCUGCACAAUUUAGUGCUGUACAUUUGCUCUUCCAAUGUCCAUACCCAUGAGUAAAAUAGAGUUUCACUCCUUUAACAUCAAAAAAAAUCCUAAUGAAAAUUUAAAAGAUUUUUUUUAAUCCUUAAAUUUGACUUACUUUGUGGCCCAGGAUAUAAUUUUUAUGAAUUUGGAACUAGUACAUUCUGUAGUCAUUAGGGGCUGUGUGCUGUACAUAUCAGAGUCAUCAAAUCUUUUAAUAUUAAAGUUUCUAUAUCGUUAUGUGUUUUUAAUAAACUAUAAUGUGAAUUAUUAUGAGUUAUACUAAAAGUCACCUAUUUAUUUGCUUUUUUCUCCCAGAGUUGUGUUUCUGUUUUAUAUAUCGUGAGGCAACAUUAGUAAGUUCAUGUGUGAUGGUUUGAGUAAGAAUGGCCCCCGUAGGUUUAUAUAUUUGAAUAUUUACGCACUAGGGAAUGGAACUUGAAUUUGAAAAGAUUAGAAGGAUUCUGAGUUGUGACCUUGGAGGAAUUGUCUCACUGGAGAUGGGCUUUGAAGAUUCAGAUUCUGUGCCAGCCCGUGUGUGUGUGUGUGUGUGUGUGAUUGUGUGUGUGUGAGUGUGCACACACAACACACAAGCACCUUCCGAUCAGGAGGUAGCUCUUAACUACUUCUCCAGGGCUGUGCCUGCCCCCGUGCUCCCACCCAAUGAGAAUAGUAGACUACCGAAACUGUAAGCAAGGCCCCAAUAAAAUGCUUCCUUUCAUAAAGUUGCUUCGGUCAUGGUGUCUCUUCACAGCAAUCAAACAGUGACUAGGACUGUAAAUUUGGCUUGUUAUAUUUUCCUGCUGAAUGGUAUUUUAUCAGUGUGAGUUAUCUUUGUGCCUUAAAGUCUUAUCUCUAACCAUCUUUUAAUUUUUCCAUCCAUUUCCUUUGACCCUUUACAUAUUCUAAUUUUUAGAUGUUUGCCUAGUAUGUACCACAAUUGUUUGGAUUUGGUGGUCAGGAGGUGUUGAUCAUCUUGUCCGGCAGUUGCUCUUCCAGCAGCUGAUACUGUUUUUCAGGCUGGAGCUUUUCUCUGCCAUCCCACAGAGCGUAUCUCCCCAGCAUGUAUAAUGUUUACACCUUCCUUUUUACAGUUGGGUUUUAUGUGGACAUUUCCAUUCUCCCCUAAAUCUGUUUACUUAUUGUAUGUUAAAUUUUUUAUUAAAAUAAAUCAUAGUUUCUGUUUUCUUAAAGGAUAAGCACUGUUUUCUUGACUAGAGUUUUUUUACUAUAUUAAAUUCUGUUUAUUUGCACAAAAUAGAACUGACAUCAGUCACUACCUUAGUGAUUAAGACUACAUAUUCCCAAACAGCAAUAUUUCCACAACCAAAUAACUCAUGUGAAAAAUUGAGGUUGUCAACAGCCUCAGGUUCAGACAUGAGUAAACAAACUUUUUAAAUGAUUGGGGGCCUAGACUGUACGGGCCAGGGACUAGUCAUUCUUUCCUGUGUUGCCUUGCCAGAUUCAUGAACAUACAGUUGUAAGUUUUAGGCUUUUUUAUACAGGUAUCAACUGUGUUUCUCCCACUUACAUUUCAUCACACAAUUCUUUUGCAUGCUUUAGUUCAGUUGUAUACUACAGUGUCUGAAUUCUAUAAGACAGUAGUCAAUGCUUGUAUUUUCAUACACCUAUAUAACUUUUAUCUUUUUCGUACCAUUAACACGUUGAAAGUAUUCUGAGCUGGAGAGAUGGCUCAGCAGCAUUGGGGAAUAUUAUUUUCAGGUGUGUGACUUUUGUUUAUGCUGCACUUGUUUAACUCUGUGAAGCUGUGAUUGCCUGUCUAAAACACCCAGUAAAGAGCCGGCUAGCCAAGAGGGAGGCUUGAGCAAGGAUAGGUGGGGCUGGCAGACAGAAUAAAUAGAAACAAAGAAGAGGAGAAGCUGCAAGAGAGAACGAUGCUAGGGGUCAGUCACCCACCCAGCUACCCGUCCAGCCACAGAGCGAGACUGAAAGGAGGGUUGCAGAAAGGAAAGGAAAAGUCCAGAGGCCAAAGGUGGUCGGGAUAAUUUCAGAAAAGCUGGCAAGAAACAAGCCAAGCUAAAGCUGGGCAUUCAUAACUAAGAAUAACCUCUGUGUGUGAUUUAUUUGGGAGCUGGGUAGUGGGCCCCCAAAAAGCCAAGAGAGUAAAACACACUACACUACAAUUAAGAGCAUGGACUGCUCUUCCAGAGAACACAAGUUCAAUUCCCAGCAUGGCAGCUCACAACUGUCUGUAACCUUACACAGAAAUACAUGCAGACAAAACACCAAUGCAUAUUAAAAUAAAAUCUUUUUUUUUUCAAAAAAGGUCUAGUUUUUAGAAGGUUUUAAGCACUGUAUUUUCCUUGAACAACUGACUUGUUUCAGAUGUUACAGCUUGUCAGUCUCUCAGCCUCAUUUGGUAAACGCGCAAACACAUGCUGUGUUCAUGAUCAGAUUUCUGUAGAUGAAUAUCACUUUAUGUCCAGAUCUAAGAACUCUCCAUUUAAAUGACAGCCUUACUUGAUUUUGCAUAUAUUCCCACAAAGAAAUUUAAGAUAAUCUCUAACUUUGUUGUGUGCAGCGACUACAUGUGGCAUAUAUUAAAAAGGCAAACUUGUGGACCAACCCUCAGAAAUUCUAUUUCAGCAAGUUGAAGGGAGGCUUAGAAGAUAGCUACUUAGAUUAGUUUACUGGAGUUCCAUAACAAAUAGAUGGAUAAAGAUACAUAAAGGAAAUCCCCACAAUUUUGAGUCUGAAAGUCGUUAAAUGUCUGGUUGAUUUGUUCUUCCCCCAUAGGGUCCUUUCUUUUGGUCUCAUACAGCCUUUGCUCUGUGGUCUAACCUCCCUUAGCAUCUUUAUAAGAUGUGGGAACUAAGAGAAUCUUACUCCAUUCUAUCCUAUUUGCGGUUUCAUUUUGUUUUUAGGUGAGAAAAACAAGCUAAAUACUCUAAUAAUUUGAACCAAGGAUAGGAUAUAAACUAUAUAACUUCAUCCUGAAUUACAUGAUUCUUGAAUUUUAUGACCAAAAAAAUCUCUGAGUUUGAGGCUAGCCUUGUUUACAGAGUUACAGGACA
Molecule: messenger RNA, 11606 nt
Organism: Chionomys nivalis (European snow vole)
Lineage: Eukaryota; Metazoa; Chordata; Mammalia; Rodentia; Cricetidae
Gene: Uba6
Product: ubiquitin like modifier activating enzyme 6
Exons: 33
Coding region: 24-3185 (1053 amino acids)
Biological process (GO): protein sumoylation
Cellular component (GO): SUMO activating enzyme complex; cytoplasm
Molecular function (GO): SUMO activating enzyme activity
Source: RefSeq, a predicted model, not a curated record